AUGGGUUCUCUCGAUAUUUCGGAUUCUUUCAAUGGUCAUGUUGAAUCUGCCAAAGACUAUGAAGGCGAAUCUCAUGUUUUAGACAUGCAACAGCGUGCCAGACUACUUCUUGAGGAGCUAGAGCAAUUUCAGACGUAUCUGAAAGAAAAGAAAAAAGAAGAUACUGUACAUCUAAGCAGUUUCAAAACCGAUGUUCAGCAUGAGCUGAAGCUGCUAGAGAAGUUCUCCAAUAUGGAUGCUACUGAUGAAAAGGCGGCACACACUCUCAGAUCGUCUAACUUCACUUUCUUUGAUUACGUGUGGUCAACUGCAAAGACAUGUACAGGCGUGACGGCCAUCAGGAAAUGGUUUUCUUUGCACCCAAAAGGACGCACUCCUGCCCAUAAUAGAGCUCAGAACCGAUCCUACGUGACAAUGGUCGAUAUCGUUGCACAAAACGGUUCAGAAUGGGUCAAAGUCUCUUCGGUCACAGAAAAAAGAAUCAUAUGGGACUUGGCGAAAGCAGGGUAUGCAGCAUCAUCAGAUGACGAUGAUGAUUACCAAGAAGAAAUCGAUGAUUCAAUUGGUCUUGUCAAGCAGGUCAAAACUCUCAUACAAGCUUCUAGUUCAACCAGGGUCAGAUAUCGACAUCCUACUAUUCGGCUCGUGUUGCCCCGAGUCCGAAAGGAUGGUCACAAACAAGUAAGGGAUGUGUUGGACCAGAUCCGGGCAUUAGGCGUAAUUGUGCAAACCGAAGAGGAUAUACCGAGGUCAGCUCCUGUCGCCGAGGUUCUCCCUCAGAUCGCUGCAGAUCGAUUUGCAAGCUUUUCGGCAACGAUCAAUUUGGACUGCACGGUUCUCCUCGCAUUUGUGAGUGAUCUAUCACAUGGAAGGGUCGAGCCGAAAGAUUGGCACAACAAAGAUAUUGCGAGACAGAUAAGGUUGGAAGCCGAGGACCAGCUUUUACCAAAUAGCUUAUGGCCUGCUUGCGGAGAGAGGAAGCUCGUAUGUACGCGUGAAGCGGCCAUCAGAAUGCACGAAAUUGUGAACAUCAUCGGCACCGAGACCGAAAAGAAACGGGCUGCAUUAUUAAUCGAUCAAGGCGACGAUGACAAGACGCAUUUGACAAGCGCACAACGCAUCGAAGAGUUCCAAAAACUCUCGGAUUAUCAAAUUCCCCCGAACUGGAAUCUUCCGGUCGCGGUGAUUGAUAUAGACCUCGAUUCCAUCAAGUCAAGUCUUCCUCCAGUCGUUACAGAAGUCGAGAAACUCUUGAUCAAUAUCAAUCAGUCGGUGUUUCUCUACGGUUGGAGCGCAGGCCAGACGACCAUGAGUUCCAAUGGGAGUGUUGCAAAGAGUAUUGAAGCGAAAAUCGAGGAGAACCGGGUACAUGAUAGUGACAGCGGUCCAGAUAUAUGGCUCUGUCCCACUUCGAGAUCUUUGGUUGGAAAGGAAAAGGAGAGGAGAAAACCUUGA
Messenger RNA from Amorphotheca resinae ATCC 22711, 1455 nucleotides. RefSeq lists its product as hypothetical. Bases 1 to 1455 code for a protein of 484 amino acids. NCBI's taxonomy places the organism in Eukaryota, Fungi, Ascomycota, Leotiomycetes, Helotiales, Amorphothecaceae. The record is from RefSeq and is a predicted model, not a curated record. The transcript has 3 exons.